CUUUGCUUCCGUGAGUAAAGAAGCACUGGUUCAGUCAGAGCAGAGCAGCCAAACGUUCAGAGUUUAGUGCGCUGUGCAGAGGAGAGGGCACCAGCGUUAUGGUCCAGUUGGUAUCUGUCAGGGGCCCGGGAGAUCCAUAUGUAACCAACACUUAAGAAUGUUAAAAUGUCCCUCCACGGGUUCACCCUCCUCCUGCUCUGUCUCCUGCCUGUGUGGAGAGUCCUGACCCUAGUGACCAUCCGUCCUCCACUCCCCCUCUGCCAAAUGAUGCAGAAUACAGCUUUGUGUAACCAACAGGAGCUCUCCUCCCUGGUCCCUCUGGACCUGCCCCAAAACAUCGAGGAGCUCCAACUCAACUACAACCGCAUCACAACACUACAGGACCACUCUCUCGUCCAAUAUCCUGCGCUCAAGACACUUAGCUUAGCCUGCAACGAUCUAGAGACAAUACAACCAACAGCUUUUCAAGACGCCCAUCUGCUAACCAGUCUGAAUUUGGCAAAUAAUAAUCUUUAUGUUGGAUUUCAAGAAAGCAGCAUAGCAUUAAAUACUUUACAAAGCCUUAAAACUCUCGAUCUUUCUGAGAAUAAACUGGAUGAGGAAAUGGUGGUUGUCCUGCUUGAAAAUUUAACAACAGUGGAGCACCUAAACCUUUCUGGAAACCUCAUGAAGCGAUUGGAUGAAAAUAUCUUCAGUCGUCUUUAUAAUUUGAAGGAACUGGACUUGCAAAGAAAUGUUUUAUUUGAGAUUGACAAUGCGUUUCAUAGCAAUAACAAGCUCCAGAGGCUGAACUUGGCUUUCAACUAUCUUCCAUGCCUCAUGGACUUCCAUCUGACGAAGUUACAAGUGUUGAACGCAAGUCAUAACUUUAUAGACUGGUUUAUUUCAAGGCAAGAUCUUAAUGAAACUUUUCAAUUAGAAACAUUGGAUCUUUCUCAUAACAUGCUACUAUUUUUCCCCUUUCUUCCAAGCCGUAGCCACUUACAAAACCUGUAUCUAUCCUAUAACAGAUUAAGUUUCUACGAACACUUGGUGGACGAUGCAAAGGACACAAACUUGACCACUACUGUUGAGUUUUACAAUCUGAAAAACUAUGCAGCCAAUGUCACAGCUCAACUAUGGACGGAGGAUUUGCACGGGGAUGUUUCUUCUUUGCAAAUUUUGGAUCUAAGAGGAAAUCGUGUGAGCUAUUUUCCACAAGGAUUUAUUCAAAAAAUGCCUCUUUUGUCAAGACUUAAAAUGUGCAUCAACUGUUUGGAGACAUUAAACUUCACUUCUGAGGGGUUUUCUGGGAGAUUGUAUGAACUAGAUGUGAGCAGGAAUAGACUCAACCAUAUACAAGCAAGUGAAGAUACAUUGACUGCACUUGGGAAUCUCACAUAUUUUAAUCUGAGCCAGAAUAAUUUAACUUUUCUACCUACGAGAUUAUUUUCAUCGCUGUUAAAUCUAAGGUCUGUGGAUCUUAGCUUUAACAAUAUAGACAUUUGCCUUGCUGAGCCUGCAAAGAAUUUCUCACAUUGCGUAGACUGGAAAAAUUUAAAAAACUUAAAGCAGCUUUAUUUAAAAAGUUGCAACAUCAAAAAUAUUCCUAAUUCAGCGUUUUUCGGAAUGACUCUUUCGCAUUUGGAACUGUCUGAAAAUUCAGGACUAAACAUUGCACAAUCGAUACAAUCUCUAAGGAGAACUUUACAACAUUUGGGUCUGGGAAACACGAAAAUCUCAAAUUUGGACCUUUCACACUUUGAAAAUUUGAAAUCCCUGAACAUCUCAAGCAACUCUCUUUCCAAACUCCCAAAUUCUGUUUCGCAGAUCGGUCUUAAGAGUCUUGAUUUGAGAAACAAUCUUUUAUCAACCAUACCACUGGACCAGGCUACUUCUCUGGCCCGUACUCUUACUACAGUGUACCUAACAGGAAAUAGGUUCAACUGCUGCCAAACAGACUUUUUCAGGACAUUCGAAACACAAAAGACAAUGUACAUAGUAGAUCAAUCGGAUAUAGAAUGCGUUGAUAUUUUCCACAGGACGCAUAUUGUAGAAAGCUUAGACCUAUCCUUAUGUUUAGUCCAGGAAGAGUCCAUAUUCUGGUAUAUAAUGUUAUUUGUGCCAGUUUGUGUGUCUUUGUUGGGUAUUUCUGCUGUUGUUCUACUCACGGUGAAGCCAAAUGUGUUAGAAAAAUCUAUCAAAAAGAGAUGUUUGAAACCUACACCCUACUAAUACUUUAUAAACCAAAAACACUGUAUUUAUAUGAUAUCUGUACUUUCCAUUGUACGUUUUGUGAACUGAUUAAAAAUGUGACGUUAUUUUACAAA
This is a messenger RNA of Boleophthalmus pectinirostris (great blue-spotted mudskipper), 2309 nucleotides long. It is a transcript of the gene nrros, whose product is annotated as negative regulator of reactive oxygen species. Gene Ontology annotation, molecular function: protein binding. The transcript has 3 exons. The record is from RefSeq and is a predicted model, not a curated record. The coding region runs from base 166 to 2214 and encodes 682 amino acids. Lineage: Eukaryota; Metazoa; Chordata; Actinopteri; Gobiiformes; Gobiidae.